This is a messenger RNA of Grus americana (Whooping crane), 5215 nucleotides long. RefSeq names its product angel homolog 1 (gene ANGEL1). Lineage: Eukaryota; Metazoa; Chordata; Aves; Gruiformes; Gruidae. The transcript is spliced from 11 exons. Gene Ontology annotation, molecular function: 3'-5'-RNA exonuclease activity. The coding region runs from base 105 to 2141 and encodes 678 amino acids. The record is from RefSeq and is a predicted model, not a curated record.
UCUCAGGCCCAGGCCGCGCCGUAAGGUCGUUGCUGAGGCGGAGCCGGCGCAGAGCGUCGCCUCGCUGGGGCCGGGCAGGGGCGGUGGAGGCCGCGCCGGGCGGUAUGAUCGGCACCGUGCUCUGCUACGUGCUGCUGCCGGCGGCGCGGCUCCUCCGGGCCCUCCGAGAUGCUUUCUUUACUUGCCGAAAGAAUGUGCUUCUGGCGAAGAGCACGUCCACCCAGAUAGAAGGCGUCUUUGCUGCGACCAGAGGAAGGUCGGUCCCGGAAGAGCAAGAAGCCCUUCUCCAGCAGUGGCUGGAGGAAGGAGCAGGGAAUUUGCCAGCCAGUGAGAGUGCUCCAGCAGUGGGGAAAGUAUCAGUUACGUUCAGUAGUGACUGGUUAGAAGGUUCAGAGCUAUUGAUGACUAGCCUCAGUGACCUGAAUUCGUCUCCAGAAGUCACCCGGUGUGCUGGUCAGCAGUUCACAGAGCUACACACCUUGGCUUCUUCAGAAUUGCAAGAUCAUGCAGUGACUGAACUGACAAAAUUACCAGCAGAGGAACCAGUGGUUGUAGUAGGCAGUGCCCCUUGGGCAGCUGUGGUGCCACAGACGGAUCACCAGAUAGCCGGCUGUGCCACUAUCGACGUAGAAGUCCAGAAUGAAGACCCAGCUGUGCUGGCCUGGAGUUUAGCACGUGAUGCAGAGACAGUGCCAACGGAACCCCCAACCUGGCCCAUUCAGGCUACAGUACAAUUUUGUCCUUUCCCGACAGAGGUACCCUACCAUGAGAUUUUAUGGAGAGACUGGGAGGAUCUUUCUGUCCAACCCUGUGUGCUAGAGCAGGUCUCGGAAAACACUCCUCUGUUUGAAUUUCGCAUCAUGUCUUACAACAUCCUUGCCCAGGACCUGGUGGAGCAGGGCCUUGAUCUCUAUCUACACUGUCAUCCAGACAUCCUGAACUGGAACUACCGCCUUCCAAACCUUUUGCAGGAGAUUCAGCACUGGGAUCCUGAUGUUCUGUGUCUCCAGGAGGUACAAGAGAACCAUUACUGGGAGCAGCUGGAACCAACGUUCAAGGAGAUGGGCUUUGCAUGCUUCUAUAAACGGAGAACUGGAACUAAGACAGAUGGCUGUGCAGUGUGUUACAAGCACAGCAGGUUCCAGCUGAUCAGCUUCAGCCCCAUAGAAUAUUUCCGGCCUGGCCUGGAUGUCCUCAAUCGGGAUAACGUGGGCUUGGUGCUGCUGCUACAGCCUCUGCUCCCGGAGGGCCUAGAUCUGAAGGCAGUCAGUCCUUUGUGUGUGGCCAAUACUCAUGUGUUGUUCAAUCCCCGGCGAGGAGAUAUCAAACUGGCCCAGAUGGCCUUGCUCCUAGCAGAGAUUGACAAGAUUGCCAAAACCACUGAAGGCAGCUACUAUCCUGUCAUCUUGUGUGGAGACCUGAACUCUGUACCUGAUUCUCCACUCUACAAAUUCAUCCGGAAUGGUGAACUUUUCUACCAUGGGAUGCCAGCCUGGAAGGUGUCUGGUCAGGAAGACUUCUCCCAACAGUUGUAUCAACGGAAACUGCUGGCCCCUCUGUGGCCAAGCUCACUGGGUGUAACGGACAACUGCCAAUAUGUCACUCUGUGCCAGACAAAGAAAUUGGGCAGACGUAAGUACAGCCGGGACUUCCUGCUCCAGUUUCAUUUUUGUGAUGUUGCCUGUGAACGACCACCACAGCUGAUCCUCUUGGAAGGUGUGACAGAUGCUAAACCAGACCGCCCUGCACACUGGCCCAAGCUUGCUGCCAUGGCGAAAGACCCUGAUCCCCAGCCAUUCGUCCCAAGGUCUUCAGGCAUUAUCCAGCAUGGUCUCAACCUGACCUCUGUCUACAGCCACUUCCUGCCACAGAGGGGACGCCCAGAGGUCACAACGAUGCCCAUGGGGCUCGGAGCCACCGUUGAUUAUAUUUUCUACUCAGCAAAGCCUGUGGAGAAGGGGAACAGAGGGGGUCGCAGGCUGUACCAGGAUGGAGCCCUGAAGCUGCUUGGCCGCCUUUCCCUUCUCUCUGAAGAUGUCCUGUUGCUGGCAAAUGGCUUACCAAAUCCUUUUUGUUCAUCUGAUCAUCUCUGCCUGCUGGCUAGCUUUGGCUUGGAGAUCUCCAGCCUCAGAGAGGCGUGACUGAUGGCAGUUCAAGAGGAAAAGAUGAGUUUUAACCUUUGCUACGCAGCCACAUACAUACUUCUUACUCUCUGGCAGCUGCUUCUGUGUGUGCAGACAUACUUGCCUGUUCAGAUGAUUGAAGGAGAGUGAGGGUUCUUCCAUGUCCAUAGUGUUGCAAGCACAGGGCAUCUAUACACUCACUCAAGGCUGUGCCUUUGACUUCUCAGCUGACUGACAACAGGAAAGUUUAAAUUGGAAAGAAAGACAGUACAGACAUCUUGUUUUCUCUGCACAAGCUGAGAGCAGUACAGAGGGAAUUUUAUUGUCUAAGUGUCAAAGGAAGCAGGAAGAAGUAUCAACAUGAGGGCUAUGGGAAGUGCAGUAAGAACUAAAUCUAAAUACAAGUUCUGUGUUGGCUACAUAAAAACACAGAACCACACUGAUUAGUUACAAAAAGACACACAUGAUAUUGUUCUUAAAGAAAGAAACCUUCAAUUUCUUAGCUCUGAGCUGUACCAGUGAUAAGGAUGUAAAUGGUUUUGGAGCACCCUAUCAGUGCUAGAGUACAAUACUGAUGUGCAUGGAAGGGGACCACUCUGGUCCCGCUAGCACCAUCUCAACCCUGACCUGGAGGGAAACUCUGCUCUGCAGAGAUUACAGGGGAUUCAGUAGCCUUCUGGGCCUAAAUUUAGUUGCUCUUCAGCAGACAGGGCCAGGGCACCACUGAAGGAGAGGGGCUGUGAUACAAGUAAACACCUACUCAGAAAACAGACAAAAAUAUUAAAUUCCCUAAGGAGUUCAGCUUGGCUGUAGAGGGACCAUCUCCACCUUGCUCUGGCAGAGCAAACACCAAGCCGGAAUAGCACUUGCUUUCUAAGGUUAAGUUAUAAAUCCAUAACACAGGUCUUAAUGUUGACAGGACAACAGUGCAAGACCACUGGAAUAAGGGAUGUUAUUUCAGCCAGACUGGCACACACAGUACGCGUGGGACACAGGGCACUUCCCGCUUAUAUCUAGUGCCUGAUCAUCAGGACUACCUGAAAUACUUCACUUAGAAAGAGCAAGUGGCUAAAGCAGCCACCUGAAGUGAUGAGCCAGAGCCACUGGAGCACGGUCAAGCCUAUCUAAUCCAGACUCUUACCCUUUGGCAACAGGAGCAUUCUUCUGUUCAUUAUGGUUUCUUAAACUCCACAAUUUUAAGGACAAUCAUGUUUCAGUCUAUACAACACCACAUGUGAGCCUACCUUAAGGGGCAGGCGCCUGAUUAAGGCUUUCACUUGAAAUAGUUAAAAAAAAACUUCUUCAUAUUAAGUAGAUCUGAUAACACCAAUACAGCUACUGCAGGAACAGAAACUAUGUUUGAACCACAGUUCUGGAAUCAUUUAUUCUGGAAGAUCCAAGCAUACUAUGUACUGACCCAUACAGUGGCACACAGGUAAAGGAGUCAACUGAAAAAAAGCACUCCACUCCCAGCUAAAACACUUGCUAACACACCUUAAGUUCCUAAAGACUCAUUUAGCUUAUCAUAUCAGAGUUAAAAAAGGCUAGUGUGUCACAGGCUGAUGGACACCCAACCCUGCUCUUUAGUAUAUUAAGUUCAUAUCAGAGUGACACUGUAGCAGAAAGUUUUGCUCACUAAUCCAUUCAUCCAUUAAAAAAAUUGCAGUUGGCCAGGUAUUGAGGGACUUGUCUACAUAAAAGUAUAAAGAACUCUUAUUUCAAGGUUUGCAUUACAUUUAAAAUAGUUUUGCUAUUAGUAGGUCAGCAUUUGUUCAAGUCUUUCAAAGCUCACCUAGACUUCAUAUACAACAUAGGCAGUAUCUGUCCAUUCCUAGUGUAUGGACGCAGUUCCUUCCACAGAGCUCAGAAGGAUUUGUUCUGCAGAACAGACAUCAGAUGAGACCUACUGAACAGUGACGUUUACACACCAGAGCUACAUGAGCGAUCGUAUUAAUAUUUAACAUUAAAUAAUUAAUAGGACUACUCAAGAUCUAUCUUUUUUUGUUCUGCGGGCACUAAGGAGUAUGAGUUACGGUCUAGUUCCAUAUUUUCAUUCCUUCUCUGUAGCUCUAAAGACUGCAGAUGUAAAAAAGACUCAUCUCCAGCCUUUUCUUCCUUAUGGUGAAAGGCAGACAGACCAGAAACCAGAGCAGGUGGAUGAGGGAGGAAAGAAGUAGAAGUGCAAAAGUUUGUCUUUCAUUGUACCCUUAGCUUUCUUACUGCACAAAACUGGAUUGCCCUAAUCCUCUCUGUCACAGGGGGAUGCUGUCUUGUUUGUUAGCAAGGAAGCUAAGCAUUGUAUUGAAGUGAUUCAUCUUUUUACAAAGAUGGGGGGAGCAAGAACAAGAGGAGGAGAAUUGCUUGGUCAUUUUCCAGUUUCUUGCACCAUCUGCUAAACUGGAGAUACAGGAACAGUAAGGGGCAGGAAUUCUACCACACAGAGCAACAUUGUAGAAGGCUUAAAAUAGUGACCCUAGUAGAGGGCUCAUGUCUGCUCCUGUGUCCGUCUUGAGACAUCAUCAACAUUAGAUACAUAAGAAUCGAAUGCCUCCUAACGUACAUAAUUGUGCAACUAAAUCUUGAAAGAGGCUAUUCUUAUCUGGCUACAGCUGAGGAUUAAAAGACCUUGAACUCUACCUGUCAUUCAUUCCUUAAACAUCCAUUUCCUUUGGUUUUCUAAGCUAUUGGCCUCAGUUACAUCCUGCAGGAAAGCACUUAAUUACCAGGUGAAACAAAGCAUUUUGUUUUAAGCCAUUCUGCCCUGGUUAUCUAACACUGCUGAGCAUCCCUUUUGCCCUGCUCUCAAGAAAGCAUCAUUAGCUUGCAGCUGACCCCUCACUUGCCCCAUCUGUUUUGAAGUCUUCCUCCCUCCAACACGCUUCCCUUCCUUUCCAUCUAAAAAGGCUCAAGUCUGUUCAGCUAUUGAAUUUGCUCUGUAUGAAGCUCCUAAUUAUUCUUAAGAGCUUUCCAGUUACUCUGAAUUAACUAACCAACCAACCAAAGUCAUGGUGAGGAUACAUCCUAGCUUUAUCCAAGUGGCUUUUAUAAUUUUUUUUCUGGAUUUCAUCCACUUUAAUAAAACCUGACAUUCA